This is a messenger RNA of Harpegnathos saltator (Jerdon's jumping ant), 2415 nucleotides long. RefSeq lists its product as uncharacterized. NCBI's taxonomy places the organism in Eukaryota, Metazoa, Arthropoda, Insecta, Hymenoptera, Formicidae. The transcript is spliced from 3 exons. Bases 1746 to 2165 code for a protein of 139 amino acids. The record is from RefSeq and is a predicted model, not a curated record.
UUAGUCGCUUAAUUUGAAUAAAUGUAUUCACAGUCGUAUUCGAAGAAAUAUUUGUUAAAUUUUAAUACAAUUUUUUCUCAGUGUAUGCGUACGCACGUACACGCGACUCCCAAAAUCCUAAAAGCACUGCCGAUCUCUGUCGUGAUAAUCAAAACGAUCGAGGAGCCAGGCAGCAUCCUCGCGGGACUCGCGUAUCUCUUCCGGAAGAAGGACUCGCGGCGCUCCUCGCGAUCGGGUCUCGACAGCCUGCCCUGCUCCUCCCCCCACCGAUCCACACCGGUCGCCUGAGGAUCCGCAUUGUUGAGCCCGAUUGAUGUUUCAUCGCGGUUCCGCGAAUUCGGAAUUAACGAGAGAUGUUGAAGCUAAAGUACGAAAGAGCGCGGGCGUUAUCGAGGGGGACGAUUCUCGAGCCUCCGCGUAUCCUUCGAUCACGCGAUAUUACGGCAGUAUUGUUACCGUAUUAGUGUGUAACGCAGUCACUCGUUACGCCGUCAUGUAACACAAUCGCGAUCUCGUUCGUGUCACCAGCAUCUCUCGUUGAUACCAGCUGGACGAAGACGGCGCGACACGACAAAGCGCGACGGACUCGAUCGAGCAAGUCGUCGCGGACGAGACGGGAGUUUAUAGCGUUAACGUUGUCGAUGGCUGAUUUUCCAAAAUUUACGAAGCGUUAUGAGGAAUUACGCGAGUUUGCUCUUAUAAGGAGAAAGAAAGAGCGAGAGAGAGAGAGAGAGAGAGAGAGAGAGAGAGAGAGAGAGAGAGAGAGAGAGAGUGUGUGCGCGCGUGCGUGAGCGAGCGAGAGAGAAAUAGAGAGGAGUGAUUAUACCGUAUGUAAGGAUUAUUCGUAAGUGAUCUCAGCGAGAAGAGCGACGGCCGUAACAACGUUCCGGGAUGCGUCGUCGCGAGAGGAUCCUCGAGAGGACAUUUUUGUAUUACACGAGCAAGCGAGCGAGAGGGAACACACCGAGGCGCAUUUUGCGAUUUUGCGUUUCCUCUCGACAGGGAAGAGAACGUCCCGUAAAUUGCGCCAGCGAGAGAGCACGAGAGAGGGAGAGAGAGAGAGAGAGAGAGAGAGAGAGAGAGAGAGAGAGAGAGAGAGGAGAGAGAGAGAGAGAGAGAGAGAGAGAGACGUGAACGAGACCAUCAAGCUCAGUCGAAGGGAAAAGAGACGAGAUGUAGAUACUUAACCGGCAAACAGGCGUGAUGAGAUUUUUUUGAGCGCGACGAGACGAACAAGAGGAGAGAGAGAGAGAAAGAGAGAGAGAGAGAGAGAGAGAAUACAUUGAGGCGGCGAAGGAAAGGGGGCAAUUUGUAAUGUCGGUGCGGUGCGCGUCGGACUAACCAUUAUUAAUCGCGUAUACUUUACUGCAAAUAUAUGAAUUAUUAAUGGGGCAAGUCGUGAAUAAAGAGAGGCAAAUAUACGGUGCAAAAUGGAGCUCUGGACGGCUGCUGGUCAUUCCUCCGCAACUCGCAACCCGCAACUGGAUCCGGCUCAGGAUCCGCGGAGGACUCGCAGGUUUCGCGACAGUUCGGCGCGGCGUCGCGCGUCCUAGCAAGUGUCACCCACGCCCGCUUAUUUCUGAACGUUUGCGUAUUUCGCACGGGGUAUCGAUCAAAUACGGUAACCUCGACCGCCGAGGCUGUUCCCGACUAAGGGUUUGAUCCGAUACUCGGGGGUGGAAGGCACUUAGUCGAGUAUCCUCGGCGACGAGGGCGGCGCGAGGACUUUGUCGCGUCCGGGAAACAUGUCCGAGCGCCAGAGCGACUCGUACGACUCGAGACCGGUGACGUCCAAGAAGUCGGAGAGACCGCCGUUUAAGCUGUGCUUCUCCAGGGACCAGCAGAUCGGAAGAUCCAACGCCUGUGUGUCCAGGACGAACGCGGACUUCGUCACGCCGAAAUUCUACUCGAGAGAGCUCGAGGAAAUGCAGCGAAACACGGACGUUACCAGGACGGUCGAGAAAAUCACCGCAGCGGAAAACAAAGACCCAAGGGACGCGUACAGAUGGCCAUUGUUAACCAGCCACACGUAUGGCUGGUGGCACGACAGAGGCAUAUAUCCCAGGGACCCGCGUUUUAACUUUCAUAAAAAAACGUCGGACCUGGUAAGCUUUCAGAUGAAGAUUUACGCCGAGGACCGAAAGUUGAAGGGCCUUCAGCAGUGAACGAUAGCAGCUUCGACUGUGGAAUUUUUGUUCACCAUUGUGAAAUUGCUUGCACUUGUCAUGCGCACGCAAUAAGCGUCUUAUAUUUAGUCGCUCGAACAAUGAUAGUACAAUAAACCGUUGUUCUUCUCUCGAAAACAUGGAAGUAAUGCUUGACUCGUGACGUCGCUCGGCGAUGUCUCACAUCUUUGUUUUCUUGAUUCCGCGUUAAGAUAUACAGGGUAAAGGAAAAGUAUGGAAAUCCUUAAAA